Lytechinus pictus (painted urchin) is the source of this 2823-nucleotide messenger RNA. RefSeq lists its product as uncharacterized. The coding region runs from base 131 to 1090 and encodes 319 amino acids. NCBI's taxonomy places the organism in Eukaryota, Metazoa, Echinodermata, Echinoidea, Temnopleuroida, Toxopneustidae. The transcript has 8 exons. The record is from RefSeq and is a predicted model, not a curated record.
AUCACAGGUCAUUACGCACAUUCACACGUAAGACGUAGUGGUGUGUUGAUCGGGACUCGAGACUAAAACAUUUCCACUCGAAUUUUAUAAAUUGAUCAACUUAAGUAAGGUGCAUGUAACCUACCACACUAUGGCUCAAGAUAGAUCUAUCUUAAUUGGAAUGUUAGUCUGCUGUUUAGCUGUGGUCAGCAUCGUAGCUUUAGUUCUUGGUAUCAUCAGCCUCAAUUCCCAACAAGGCAUGCAAGGAGGAAGGACUACCAAUGGUACACAAUCGAUUAACAUCUACAAUAGACCAGCAACAGAGAGCACCCCGGAUAGCAGUGAUGAUAAAAUCUGGUUGUUCGCCAUUGGGCAUUAUGAUGACGUAAGGCAGUAUUUGGAUGAGUCGACAUACACUAUUAAGGGAUUCACUCCUGAUAUCGUUGACGCUGUGUGUGCGAUUGCAAACAAGAAUUGUAGAUUGGUGUAUGAUAUCUACGAGAAUUGUUGGGACAAUCAAGCGGGUCUGCGCCCCAGGGGUGGCCCCGGUCUCAUGGGCAACUGGUAUGAUGCCUGUGCAGAAUGGGUCCAAACUUACAAUCGACGUCUGACAUAUUAUUUUACGGUACCGUUCACAAAAGGAGGUAGUGUCGCCCUCUACGUGAAGAAUGACAGCAGCUCAGUGACGUAUGAUGAUUUGACCAAUCAGAAAGUUGGAUUUCUCGAUGGAUGGAACUCGGAUGAGUUCUGUCUUGCCCGAUACAAAAACAUCGCGGGGUCCACACUUGGUCCAAAUCAGAUAUUUCAUUAUCAGUCAGCUGAUCUCCUAAUAGAUGCUGUACAAAAUGAUGUUAUUGAUGUAGCAUUUGGAGAGAAUAUUGCACAAUUCUCUACCUCGUUGAAACGUAUCUCACCGCUUGACUUCGAGAAUAAUUGUGUAGCUGGUGGCGCCUCAAUCAUGACACGACAUACCAACCGUUAUCUGGUUAAUUGGUGGAACGAUGCUUUCCAACGACUCAAUGACAGAGGUCGCUAUAACGAAAUCUGUGAUUCUAUUCAUGAGCGCCACGGUCAUAUUCCAAGUGGAGAUUACACUGACAUCUGCAUCUGAUACUAGUUCACCCCCUAGGAGCUGGUUAAUUUAGUACAGAUGAUGCAGAUUAUAGAAGGUUAUAAUUUUUGAGAAAGAGAGAGGGGGGUGAUGGAAAGUAAGCAAAUACUGUAUAUAAUAAUGGCGUCUUACACAGAAAAUAUUUGUAUAUUUACGAUAAUCGUUUUUCUGAAAUCUCGUUCUCAAAACAUGCAAAAAGAUGAUAAAUAAAUCAAUGCUACCUGAAAUGUAGUCUUAUAUCAUGAUUCAUGUCGAACCUACACAUAACCUUUAAAGGGGAAGUUCACCCUGACAAAAAGUUUAUUGUAAAAAUAGCAGAAAAAAUAAUAAAAAAUAUUGCCGAAGGUUUGAGAAAAAUUCAUCAAAUAAUUAAAAAGUUAUUAGAAUUUCAAUUAUUUGAUUUGUGACGUCAUAUGCGAGCAGCAUUCCUACAUAGCGAAUGGUAAAAAAUCAAUGAAAUGUCAUUUUCUCAGAAAAUUGAAAAUGGUUUUUACUGUACCUUUUGUAUAUCAAUAGACAAAUCAUUUCACACCCGAUCAUGAAUAUGAAAUAAAAUUAAGUCAUCAGGAACCAUACAAAAUUUGAAAUUCAUGCAUUUUAUAUUACAUAACACAUGGGGCAGCUGCUCGUUAUGACGUCACAAAUCCAAAACUUUGAACUCUAAUAACUUUCUUACUCUUUAACGGAUUUUCCUCAAACCUUCACCAAUAUUUUUUACUAUUUUUUCUGCUAUUUUUACAACAAAGUUUUCUUCAGGGUGAACUUCCUCUUUAAGCAAGGUCCCUUGUACGUUAUUUCAAAAGCCUACGGACUGAAAAAAGACUAAUCGCGAAAGGCCGGUGGCCUAUUUUUUCCAACAUACAGUAAGGGUUAACUCUGUUUUGGAGGCUUGAGUAGGACUACACGACCUGGACAUGUUUGUUUUUUUCAGAGUCUUACCUCGAUUAUUAAUAUAAAAAAAAGGGAAAUAGUUCAAGGCGAGACUUAAUAGUUUGAUAGUGUUUUGUUAAACAUAAGUUGACCAUUUUACUAAAAAUAUCUUCUAUUGCACGUUGGGUAUAGAAACGUACAUGAAUCAGGUUGGGAGUAGAAAGCAGUGGCCUAGAAAAAAUCUAUGACCAAAAGGGAAUAAAGGAGAAAAUGGAAGAUAACGACAUGAAAACGGGUGAAGUGUGAUUUAAUCAAAAUUGAUCACAAAAUUAGCUUUUGUUCUCAAAAAGGGUCAAAAUUUUUUCGCUCGCUCGUGAUAUUUUAUAAAAUUUUCCACAAUAAGAUAAGACUGGCACUUCAAUUGUUUGGCUAAUUACGCCACUUUUAGAGGGGUUGCAUAAAGGCCCGUAGAUUUGUAUUACACGAUGGAGCAUUAAAGGGAGGAGAGGGGAGAGCGAGGGGGGGGGGUAUGUGUACAUAAGUAGACGUUAUUGAAGGUCUUGCACAAAUUUCUUUAACACUUUCUAAUUUCUCAUUUCAGCCUAGGUCAAGUAUAUACACAACGUUCAGAAACCAAAUAUGAUUACUUUUCAAAAAUUGUAAUUAUGAUGUUAAUGACUAUAAUAUAUUGAAGAAAUGUAUUAUCUGUUUCAUAUUUCUUCAUGCUUUUCACAUUAUAUUCUUUUAAAAUCAUUUCAUAUUACGAUUUCUUAUACUUUCCUUGUUUCUUGUAAACGAAUUGUAAACAUCCGCAUAUGAUGUAAACCUAUUUUGAAAUAAAAUAAAAUUUGAUGAGAACAUUU